This is a messenger RNA of Trachemys scripta elegans, 3773 nucleotides long. It is a transcript of the gene UPP2, whose product is annotated as uridine phosphorylase 2. Gene Ontology annotation, molecular function: uridine phosphorylase activity. The transcript is spliced from 7 exons. Gene Ontology annotation, cellular component: cytoplasm; cytosol. Gene Ontology annotation, biological process: nucleotide catabolic process; uridine catabolic process. The record is from RefSeq and is a predicted model, not a curated record. The coding region runs from base 301 to 1257 and encodes 318 amino acids. NCBI's taxonomy places the organism in Eukaryota, Metazoa, Chordata, Testudines, Emydidae.
UGAUCUGACGAUUUACUGAAACAAAUAGCAAUGAAUCUCCAGGAAGAGGAAUAUUUUGCAUCUGACUGGUUGACUAGAAAACAUAAGAGAAAAAGUUCCAUUGUUGUUCUUAGAAUAACACUAAGUGAAAAGAGGGUAUUUAACUCACUGCAAAGCUUCUUCAAAUAUUCAUAUUAGAUCCUAUAAAUUAGCAGCUGUAGCAACAGAAGAGUGUUGUCCUUCCCUGGUGUCAACCAAGAAGUGUUUUUCUGAAAGGGGGAAGUCAUAACAUCCCUUUCAGUGGACUCCAGUAAGCCCGUUAUGACUGAAAGGAAAGGUUAUGCUGGAAAUGGGCUUGUUCAUGUUAAAAACCCUCAUUUGGAUUCAAUGGACGAAGAUGUUCUUUAUCACUUAAAUUUAGGAACUAAAACACACAACCUACCAGUGAUGUUUGGUGACGUAAAGUUUGUCUGCGUUGGUGGCAGCCCUAACAGAAUGAAAGCUUUUGCUCAGUUCAUGCACAAAGAACUUGGACUUGAAGGAGAUGGGAAAGACUUGAAAGAUAUUUGUGCUGGGACAGAUCGGUAUUCUAUGUACAAGGCUGGACCAGUGCUCUCCAUCAGUCAUGGGAUGGGUGUUCCUUCCAUUUCUAUUAUGCUUCAUGAACUAAUCAAAUUACUACACCAUGCAAAAUGCCGUGAUGUUACUAUUAUACGCAUUGGUACUUCUGGGGGCUUAGGCAUUGACCCUGGAACUGUUGUAAUCACAGAUAUCGCAGUGGAUUCAUUUUUUAAGGCUCGGUUUGAGCAGGUGAUACUGGAUAAUAUAGUUGUACGAAGCACUGAACUUGAUAAGGACCUUGUUGAGGAGCUACUGAACUGCAGCAAAGAGAUUCAUUACUUUCCAACACUUAUUGGGCAUACUAUGUGCACCUAUGAUUUUUAUGAAGGUCAAGGACGAUUAGAUGGAGCAUUGUGUUCUUUUUCCCAUGAAAAGAAGUUGGAGUACUUAAAGAGAGCUUAUGAUGCUGGUGUAAGAAAUAUUGAAAUGGAGUCAACUGUAUUUGCUGCUAUAUGUGGACUUUGUGGUCUAAAAGCUGCUGUUGUCUGUGUGGCACUCCUUAACAGACUCGAAGGUGACCAGAUUAAGGCACCCCAUGAAGUUCUAGUAGAAUAUCAGCAACGGCCUCAGCAUCUGAUCUCAAUUUUUAUCAAAAAGCGUCUUGGGUUAUAUAACCAAAUGGAAUUACUAGACAAUGCAUUUUUCCUGAAUAACUAAGGGGAAAAUAUACCCUGCCAAUACACAAAAUGAAUGUCUUAUGUAUUUAUCUCUUUAUAUUGAUACGUAUAGGCAGACAUAAAUAUAAUGUUGCUGUGUAGUGAAUUCAAAUAUAAAUGAAACUGUUUAUAAGGAAACAGAAUGAUAGUUCCAAAUGGUUUCAAUGCAUAGUUAGUGAAAACUCUAAAGCCAGUUAUAAUGUAGUCGUUUUGUCCUAUAAGGGGAUUUUACGGCAUACACAUUCACAUAAAAUUAACACCUAUCUAUAAAACACUUUCCACAUCAGAUCCCUCUACAGGCAUAAAAAGGUGUGGAGUGUAAUCACAAGUAGCCCUAGCGGGACUCAGUGAACCUGAUUUAUAAUAGGGCCUGUGGGUGUUCAGCACCUCUGAACAUCUGGCCCUGUAGUGUUCCAGGAUCCAGACCGAUCUAGGACUUGGUUUUGUUUAAUUUUACAUAUUUAUAUAUCUGAGAAAAGGUCUGAAAUGGAAAGUAUGUAAGUAUUACUAUAACAUAAAAGGGUAGGCCACAGAAAUCCUUCUUAUAGCAAAAAUAAAAUUAUCAUCAUGGUGGAACUGCUCACUAGUGGGUGUAGGUUUGGGCCCCAAGGUGAUUGUUUAGAAAGCCAAAACUAGGCAAAUCAGCAUUUGUGGCAUUAUUGUUCUUCAUUGAGUUUCAGCAAACACAGGUGAUAGGCAGCUUAUAAAGAGAGAAUAAAUAUUAUUGAUACAAAUUUAAUUUUACUGUAAAUUACUAACGAGUCCUGUAUCCUUCAUAUGUGUUUGCUAAUCAGCACAUAGAAAUACAAAUCAUGAUCUCUAACUUUGAAAUGGCUAAAAGGUUCUUUGUUGUUUGGAUUUUUUACUUAACUUAUGGCCUGAUCCAGAGUCCACUUCUUUCACUUUCCCAUGACUUCAGUGGGCUCUGGCUCAGGCCCAGGCCCUAUUUUUAUGACCCAUUCAAAGUGUUCUUUGCAAUGAGAAUCUUACAAUUUUGUAACGGUAAUUUAUAGAAGUUUAACUGUUAUUUUAAAUAUUAUAAACUUAAUAUAUCACAUUAAAUAGAGUACAGGCCUGUAAAAUGAACACGUUUUUAUAAUUUUAAACAGAAAAUAGAAUCAGAAGAAACUAUUACAAAAAGGUAUUUUUCAUGGGCUAGCCUAGACCCACAAUUGUAUGACCAAUAUUCAUGAAAUCUUCAUCAAACAUAGGAGAAUCCCUAUUUUAUCAGCUAUUCGGGGAUCGAGUUAAUUAAAUAAAAAAAUUCAUAAAACUGAACAUCUCAAAAUUACAGCAGGUAUAGUGCAUAACUUGCAGCAUGGUGCACUGCAUUGAUUACUUCUUGCCCUUCAAACCCCUGCAAAGCAAUUCCCGAUGCACUGAAGAUAUCAGAAUGUGAAAAGAUGUCAACCUAUUCUUCAUUGACAUCACUUUAGUCAUAUGACUUCUCCCGUACCCCCAUCAAGAAAAGUGUCCUAAGAUUGAUGUUCAUAAAAUUGAGGUCGUACUGUAUCUUUAUUUUUUAUUUUAUUUUAUUUUUUUACUACAACAACUUUAAGUCCAGGAAAUAAUACUUUUAAAAAUCUGUUUAAGGAAUGUAAGGUCUGAUGCUUCUCUCACCUAUGCUAUUUUACAUUUGGUUCACUGUAAUUACUCCUGUUUCUCACUGGUGUGAGAGGGAUAUCAGGUCUGUAGUGCUCACUACUCAGGCAUUUGAACUGAAGUCUUUUAUUUAAUUAUAGAACAGGUCCGGCUCAGGCUUUCUUGCCAUGCCCCAUUAGUAUGCCUCAGCCUGAGCUGGAGGUCUCACCUCUAGGUGUUCUGGGUAGUACACGUUUCACGUCAAAUCAAUCCCUAAAUCUUAAAACCCCUAAACACCAAUGUCCCCAAGGGAUCUGUUCUGGGCCCAGUGCUGUUCAACAGAUUCAUAAAUGAUCUGGAAAAAGGGAUAAACAGUGAGGUGGGAAAAUUUGCAGAUGAUACAAAAUUACUCAAGAUAGUAAAGUCCAAAGUAGACUCGGUGACUUCAAAAAAGCAGACUUUAACAAACUUUAAGAACUGGUAGGCAAGGUCCUUUGGGAAGAAACUCUAUGGGAAAAAGGAGUUCAGGAGAGCUGGCAGUUUCUCACGGAGACAAUAUUAAAGGCACAACUGCAAACCAUCCUGAUGUGAGAGAAAGAUAGGAAGAAUUGUAAGCGGCCAAUAUGGCUCCACUAGGAGCUCUUUAAAGGAAUCCUACAAAAAGAGGAAACAUAGACAAAUUGCUAAGGAGAAGUACAAAAGAAUAGCACAAGCAUGUAGGAGCAAAAUCAGAAAGAUUAUGGCACAAAAUGAGUUAGAGUUAGCAAGGGACAUAAAAGGCAAUAAGAAAAGGUUCUGAAAACACAUUAGGCGCAAGAGAAAGAUGAAGGAGAGUGUAGGUCCUCUAUUUAGUGGGGAAGGAGAGGUAAUAACUGAUGACAUCAAGAAAGCUGAACUGUUUAAUGCCUAUUUUGCCUAUUUUGCUUCAGUCUUCAC